CCCGGAAGUAAUUAUAGAAUUUAUAACAGUGACCUGGCUAUUAUUUUAGCUCAGGGAUGACAAUCGUUGUAAGACAUAUCAAUGCAUACUUUUCCAUUUAGCAAUUAUAAAACUGGUACGAACAUGAAAAGGGGAAGCCGAUGAAGUAUUUGGUUAAAUAUGGCUGCAGUGACGUGGAAGGAGAUUUUCCUGCUGACCGGCGUUGUGUUGGGCUGCUACUGGAACAGCUUGUCGUGUGGUUUUGUGUUUGACGAUGUCUCAGCCAUCCUCGAUAACAAGGACCUUCGGCCCUCAACUCCUCUUCAGAACCUCUUUCUAAACGACUUCUGGGGAACGCCCAUGUCUGAGGAAAGGAGCCACAAGUCCUAUAGGCCCCUGACAGUCCUGACCUUCCGACUCAACUACCUGUUCAGUGAGCUCAGUGCUCCAUCCUACCACCUCCUGAACGUGCUGCUACAUGUGGUCGUGUGUGUCAUCUUCUUGCGCGUCUGCCGGCUUUUCCUGGACAAAACCUCAAGCAGAGUGGCUGCCCUGCUUUUUGCUGUUCAUCCUAUCCACACAGAGGCAGUCACUGGUGUGGUUGGAAGAGCUGAACUGCUGUCAUCUAUAUUCCUGCUGGCAGCAUUUCUAUCCUAUACCAGAUCCAAAGGUUCAGAUCAUUCAAUUGUGUGGAGUCCCAUUGCGUUGACUGUGGUCCUGGUAGCAAUUGCCACCCUGUGCAAGGAGCAAGGGGUAACCGUCAUUGGAAUAUGCUGCGUCUACGAAGUGUUUGUAGCUCAAGGGUUCACCUUGCCUGUGCUGAUGGACACCAUGCUUCAGAUUCUGCGUGGGAAGGAUGGGAUUCCGUACGUGGUUCUGCAGACGUUACUGAAGCUUAUCGCUCUCAUCAUCAGCACCCUACUGCUGGUGAUCAUCAGGGUGCAGGUCAUUCAGUCUCAGCUGCCUGUUUUCACCAGAUUCGACAACCCGGCAGCUGUCAGCCCCACCCCUGCGAGGCAGCUAACAUUUAACUAUCUCCUGCCUGUCAACGCGUGGCUCCUCCUCAAUCCCUCUGAGCUCUGCUGUGAUUGGACCAUGGGCACCAUUCCUCUCGUGGAGUCCGUGCUGGAUGUCAGAAACUCUGCCACCUUGGUCUUCUAUUGUCUGCUGGCACUGCUAGCCUUCCACAGCCUGCGCUACUCUGACGCCUCGGCCAAGACUGUCAUCAUGGCCUUGUCACUGAUCGUGCUUCCCUUCAUCCCUGCAUCCAACCUGUUCUUCCCUGUGGGCUUCGUGGUGGCUGAGCGUGUGCUCUAUGUUCCCAGCAUGGGUUUCUGCAUGCUGGUGGCCAACGGCUUCAGGAGCGUUUCCCAAAGCGGGAAUCUGAAGAAAAUCUCCUGGCUUUGCAUGGCUUUGCUCCUCACCACCCAUGCCAUCAAGACUUUCAACAGAAACUGGGACUGGGAGUCUGAGUACACACUCUUCACUUCUGCUUUAAAAGUCAAUAAGAACAACGCAAAGCUUUGGAACAAUGUUGGUCAUGCUCUGGAGAAUCAGAACAACUAUGAACGAGCAUUGAAAUAUUUCCUCCAAGCCACCAAUGUCCAGCCAGAUGACAUUGGUGCCCACAUGAAUGUUGGAAGAACGUAUAAGAAUUUGAACCGAACCAAAGAAGCCGAAGAAGCCUACUUGAUUGCGAAAUCUCUCAUGCCGCAGAUCAUACCAGGGAAGAAGUACGCCACCCGUGUGGCCCCCAACCACCUGAACGUUUACAUCAACCUGGCCAACCUGAUCCGAGCCAACGAGUCCCGGCUGGAGGAGGCCGACCAGCUGUACCGGCAGGCCAUCAGCAUGCGGCCGGACUUCAAACAAGCCUACAUAAGCAGAGGGGAGCUCCUGUUGAAGAUGAAUAAGCCCAUGGAGGCUCGCGAUGCUUAUCUGAGAGCACUGGAGCUGGAUAGAAUGAAUGCUGACUUGUGGUACAAUCUGGCCAUCGUCAAUAUUGAGAUGAAGGAUCCCUCAGAGGCACUCAAACACUUCAACCAAGCCCUGGAGCUCAACCCUCGCCACAAACUGGCACUUUUCAACUCCGCCCUCCUCAUGCAGGAGUCUGGCGAGCCCAGGCUUCGGCCGGAGGCCAACCGCCGUUUCCUGAUCUACGUGGAGGAGGAGCCAGAGGACGCCAACGGCUACUUCAACCUGGGCAUGCUGGCUAUGGACGAGAACGCCAACGAGGCGGCGGAGCGGUGGAUGAAGAAGGCCAUCUCCCUGCAGAGGGGCUUCCGCAGCGCGCUCUUCAACCUGGCGCUCCUGUACUCGCAGUCGCACCGGGAGCUGGAGGCCCUGCCCGUGCUGAGCGAGCUCCUCCGGCACCACCCGGAGCACGUGAAGGGCCUGAUCCUGAAGGGCGACAUCCUGAUGAACCACCGCAAGGACACGCAGGGCGCCCGCCAGUGCUUCGAGAAGAUCCUGCGCAUGGACCCCAGCAACGUGCAGGGCAAGCACAACCUGUGCGUGGUGUACUUCGAGGAGCGAGACCUGCUCCGAGCCGAGCGCUGCCUGGAGGAGGCGCUGGCCAUGGCCCCGCACGAGGAGUACAUCCGCCGACACCUCGGCAUCGUCCGCGGGAAGAUGGCCGCCAUGACGGCCGCCGGGGAGCCGCUGGUGCAGAACAAGCCCGGCUCCGGCCAGGGCUGGGAGGGGCGGGAAGGGCCCAGCCAGAGAGGCGACGAGGAGAAGAAUGGGCGGAAAUCCUCCCCCGCUGAACACGGUGCUGGGAGCACGGAGCAGUCCAAAAGCCUGGAGCCCGGCCAGCCUGAAAAGAGGACUAAGGCUAAAUCCACAAAAGAGAUUAAAGACAUAGAAGAGAAGAGGGCAGCUGCCUUGAAGAGGCUGGAGGAGAUUGAGCGCAUAUUAAGUGGUGAUUAACCUUGUUGUCUUUUUACGGCUGGACUACUUUUAUACUACUAUUUAAAGACGAGUGUUGGCUUCCGUUUAGAAACAUGCUGGCAUUCCUAAAUUGGCGACAACUGCCCCAUGUUUAUGCAUGCUGUCAUGCCUCCAUGCAAGAAAAUGUCGUUGAGGGCUGAAGAGAAGUGCCCCAUUGCUUGAUUUCAGUACCAAGGGUAAAUGGGUGAAAAAUAAAGUUAUUAAAAAAGAAAGCUUAUUUCGGAAAAGGCCUGAAAACAAAAAAAGCACACUAUUAUCGUAUACACUAAUCUGAGCCCUGAAACAUGUCCAUUGUGAAUGUCUUGUCAUACUCUUUAUUUAAAAUAACUGUUUUUGUUUUUUGUGGACCCCCUGCGGUAACAUGUGGAUAGGUACAUGGUAUUCCCUCACUAACGGCCUGACUUGUAUGGAAAUACAAUUCUAUCAAAUUUAUGUAUGCACAAAAACAAGCUUUGCAAAACAUGGCUUGUGGUUGCAAACAUGCAGACAUGCAACUGAUUUGUGAAUAAAUGCAUAAAACUUCAGUGUUUAGUGUUUCACUAAAUAAUCUCCAUUCACAGCAUUUCCCUUUAUUUUCAAAGCAUCCUGCAAGUUUACAAAUCGUGUUCCGUUUCUUUGAAAAAUUAAGUUUACAUAUAGUUCGCAAACUAUGUUGUAUUUAUGCACAAACCAUGUUGUAUGCCUGUGAAUCUUAUUGUAUUUAUUCUAAAGAGGCUUUGCAAGGAAAUGCAGUAUUUGUCUAGGCGGGUAGUGUUCACAUUUUACCUUGGGGGUUGUGUAGUUUUUACGUGAUUCACUGGAUUUUUUUUUUUUAACAAACUUUUAAAUGCAUAUAUUGUUUUGUUAAAUGUAAUGAUUGUUUCAUGGUGAAUAAAUUGAAAUGUAUUGCUGAAUCCAAAGCAAGAUCUACACUAUGUUAAUAUUCCCUGUACUUGAUUAUUUGCUGCAUUACAUUCAGCACUGUUGAGAAGUGGUGCAGUCUCCAUUUUGACCGUUUCCUGUGUCAUGGUCUGAACUCUUAUACUACUUCCUAAUCUGGCUCUACUUAGUCAGGGUUGUGUGGAUAGCCUUUGCUUUACAUACUGUAAAAACACCACCACUAAAGGGAUAUUUUUCAAUGAGGAGUAGCUUUGCUUAGUCUUAUCCUCAAAAUAAUAAAGGUUUAGUUUAGAUUGAGAUAAAAAUAAUAGUAAUUCACCAGUGAUGUUGAAUUUCAAGCCCAAAUAUGCAUUAUUUCUGUGCAGUGAGAGCUUGAUGCCAUUUCUUUAGAGAGAGCACACCAUAUUGUUACUUGUGUUAUUUGUUUUUGAUUCUUACUCUUGGGAUAUCAGAUAUCAGAAUAUCUAGUUGUGAACGGUUUUCUCUCACCAUCUACCAGAAUGUUCAUUUGAUGAAGGCUCUACCAAACAUCAGAGCUGCAUUUCUUUGAAGAUCUCUGAAUUGACAUGUUUUGUGGAUUGAUUUCUGAUUUCUAACUGAAAUGCCAUUAGUUUUGUGCCUCGGGUGAAUUUCUGGGUCAUUUUCAUGUGCGUUUAGGGAGUUUUUUGUGUUUCAAAUUAUUUUUUGGUGAUUGUUUUGUGCUACCGUACACACAACAAAGAUUUAUUUAUUGGCAUAUUUCACAUGCAUUUACUGUACAAAUUGAAUUUAUAUGAACGCAAACUGCAUGGUAUCCUACAAUAACUGUAGUGGAUUUCCAAACAAUAAUUUUCUGACAUGUAGUGAUCAGAUGUGCCUAUCCUGAAUCUCAUUGACAGUGAGUGCCGUACAGUAUGGGAUCUGCCUGUGCAUUUGUCUCUGAGCCAUCUAUGAGCACAUUAAUGAUGUAUCAUAAUACCAAUAUUUGAUUAUCGUAAAGGUACAUUGAUAUUCUGGCAGUUGCUUGGGUGGCAAUGAUUGUUUUGACAGUUUGUGAAUGCUUAUCCAUAUUGUGAACUGUAUAGGCGAGUACAUUUUUAUUAGCACCACAAUCAAUAACACUAUUGGAAUCUACGGCAAAGCCUUCUGUUGAUUUAAUUGAUUAUUAUUCAGCAAAUAAUUUCUAAAUUAUUAUUGGAGCGAAAUCAAGCUGGCCUUUACAGCCGACAGCCGCACCAUGAUGUUCCCGAUUUUAGUUGGCUGAUACUAACCCGGACUUGUCGGUGGCGACAGCUCAGUUUUCUGCAGUCUUCCUUCAGAAAGCAGUUAUCUUACCCAGUGAGAGUGCUUUUAAAAUGAGACUAUGAACUCAGACCAUGACUCGCUGUGGCCAUUGCCAUUGCCAUGGCGCUUAUUAAAGGGGGCGGGUGUCUCCUACGGUCUGGCAAUCUGGUUCUCUAACUGGCACUGGUUGGUUUCGUGGGCUUAAUAUUUUCCUUCGGCCUGUCAAACACUGAGAAUUGUAACAGGUAUUAUAUAUGAACAUACAUUGUCCGUUUGUUUAUCCAUUUUGUUGUGAUUCCGCUUAUUAUUUAGUCACACGCUUGAUGUCAUCCACAUUAAUGCACAAUACUGUAAGUCUUUUUAAAAGUUCAUUGGUAUUCAGGUUUUUAUUUCCUUUUUUCCCAAUAUUUGACAUCCAGCCAUUAUUUUGAAUUUUAGGGAUGUGCGUUAUGUUUAUCUGUUUAACCAUAUACAUGGGAAUGUAUUGCCUAUUAAAUAAAUUUAACAUUGUUCAAAUGCUUGUAAAAGCUUACAAACCUUAUAUUUUUUAAUUCAUAACACAUGGAUUAUUUUCUGUUUGACUGAAAACCAAUGUUACCUUUUGAUUUAUCUAUCAUUUUGGGAACUGCAACUAUAGCGGCCAUUUUGUCUGAGUGGAUGUGAUGAGGCUUAUCACUUUAAAAUAAAAAUGGCUAAAUGAAUGGAA
Molecule: messenger RNA, 5776 nt
Organism: Conger conger (European conger)
Lineage: Eukaryota; Metazoa; Chordata; Actinopteri; Anguilliformes; Congridae
Gene: tmtc3
Product: transmembrane O-mannosyltransferase targeting cadherins 3
Exons: 14
Coding region: 160-2907 (915 amino acids)
Biological process (GO): protein O-linked glycosylation via mannose
Cellular component (GO): endoplasmic reticulum
Molecular function (GO): mannosyltransferase activity; protein binding
Source: RefSeq, a predicted model, not a curated record